AUAUGUGGGAUGCGAGACUAACCCUUAGGAUGUGCAAGAACCACUUUUCUGGGAGAAUACCUUACGAGCUAGUAAAGCUAAAAUUUGUGGACACAUGCCUUGAUCAUGUGAAUUUAUGUUCAGAACAGCUGUUUUCUAGCUCUGAACAAAUGGUUAUGGAACUCCCAACAUGCCCUUCCCAAAGCUUUUCGGGAUUAUACAAUUCCACUGCACAUAAACUGCAGAAGUUCCAAUGAGCUAAGUAAAUCAAACAAAACCCAACCUUCGAAACCAAAUCAUACGAGGAUUGUAACUUGUGUCGUGAUUGCAGCGGCAGUAGUACUCAUCAUUGGGAUAGGAAUUCUGAUACUGGUGUUCAGACCUAGGGUGGGAAGGAGAAAACAAAGUGAUGGAGAAGAAUGGAGUAUGAUUUCAUUUCAAAGGUUGGAAUUCAAUAAAUGGGAUAUUUUGAGUGGUUUGAUAGAUGAAAAUUUGAUUGGAAAUGGAGGGUCAGGAAAAGUAUAUAGAGUGAUUACCAAGAAAGGCCAAAGAGUUGCUGUUAAAAGUAUAAGGCAUGAACAAAAGCAAGGGCAUGGAUUAAUGGAGAAACAGUUCAUAGCAGAGGUUAAGAUCCUUGGGGGAAUUUGGCACAACAACAUAGUGAAAUUGCUAUGCUGCAUCAGAGGAAAGACGACAAAGCUUCUUGUGUAUGAAUACAUGGACAAACAAUGCCUUCAUAAAUGGUUGCAUGGAAAGAAGAAAGGCUUAACUACUCAAGUCUUGAACUGGGAGACAAGACUAAAAAUUGCCAUUGGAGCUGCACAAGGCCUCUGCUAUAUGCAUCAUGAUUGCAGUCCACCCAUUGUUCAUCGAGAUAUCAAAUCCAGUAACAUACUCGUCGACUCUGACUUCAAUGUCAAGAUUGCAGACUUUGGACUGGCAAAGAUGAUGGCGAGUGAAGGAGAUCCAGAAACAGCAUCUGCUAUUGUGGGAACCUUUGGUUACAUUGCCCCGGAAUACAGCAGUACAAGAAAAGUGGAUGCGAAGAGCGACAUUUACAGCUUUGGCGUAGUUCUCUUGGAAUUGACAACGGGAAGAGAAGCAGUGACUGGAAAUGAGGAUAUGAACCUGGCACAAUGGGCACACAAACACCAAAGAGAAGGAAAACCAGCUGCAGAUGUCCUAGAUGAGGAGAUCAAGGACCUAAGUUAUAUGGAGGCAAUGAUCACUGUUUUCAAAUUAGGCCUUGCGUGCACUUUGAGUUCCCCAUCAAGCAGGCCAUCCAUGAAAGAUAUUUCACAGAUUCUUCAAAGAUGCAGCGACAACAAUCAUAUGUCCUCAGAGUGCCAAUAGACAUUAUAAUAUUUCCACUUUACUUUUGAAUGGACUUGUCCCAUUACAAAUUCUUAGCAAUGGUUUGUUUAAAGUGACUAUUGUACUCACAGUGCAAUUAUGCAGGAUCCAUCAUAAAUUCAUAAUUCAUAAUGCAACUCCACUUGGUUUC
Molecule: messenger RNA, 1483 nt
Organism: Ipomoea nil (Japanese morning glory)
Lineage: Eukaryota; Viridiplantae; Streptophyta; Magnoliopsida; Solanales; Convolvulaceae
Product: leucine-rich repeat receptor-like serine/threonine-protein kinase BAM1
Exons: 2
Coding region: 406-1332 (308 amino acids)
Biological process (GO): protein phosphorylation
Molecular function (GO): ATP binding; protein kinase activity
Source: RefSeq, a predicted model, not a curated record